Messenger RNA from Peromyscus californicus insignis, 9915 nucleotides. RefSeq names its product exostosin glycosyltransferase 2 (gene Ext2). Bases 222 to 1991 code for a protein of 589 amino acids. NCBI's taxonomy places the organism in Eukaryota, Metazoa, Chordata, Mammalia, Rodentia, Cricetidae. Gene Ontology annotation, molecular function: acetylglucosaminyltransferase activity; N-acetylglucosaminyl-proteoglycan 4-beta-glucuronosyltransferase activity. The transcript is spliced from 11 exons. Gene Ontology annotation, cellular component: Golgi apparatus; membrane. The record is from RefSeq and is a predicted model, not a curated record.
UGCGCAGUGCGCGCCGUGUCAGCUGCGCGGAGCUGGAGGCCUGCGCCGCUUUCCCGUCUGGCUCCCGCGGACCUGGUGCCGGCGGCUGCCUGCCGUCUCCACGCGACCCGACACGGGCGGCCGUGGCUCGCGGCCCGCGGCAAGAGCCGGUGACGGAACGCGGGGCCGAGCGGGAGGCGGCCGGUUCCGAGGUGUGUGAGGAGGAGGCUAUCUGUGUCGUCAUGUGCGCGUCAGUCAAGUACAACAUCCGGGGUCCCGCCCUCAUCCCCAGAAUGAAGACCAAGCACCGGCUCUACUACGUCACCCUCUUCUCCAUCGUCCUCCUGGGCCUCAUCGCCACAGGCGUGUUCCAGUUCUGGCCCCACUCCAUCGAGUCCUCCAGUGACGGGGGUGUGGAGAAGCGCAGCAUCCGGGAAGUGCCUGUGGUCAGGCUGCCAGCUGCCAGCCCCAUCCCGGAGCGGGGGGACCUCAGCUGUAGAAUGCACACGUGUUUCGAUGUCUACCGCUGUGGCUUCAACCCAAAGAACAAAAUCAAGGUGUACAUCUAUCCCCUGAAAAAGUACGUGGAUGACGCGGGUGUCCCAGUGAGCAGCACCAUCUCCCGGGAGUACAACGAGCUGCUGACGGCGAUCUCAGACAGUGACUACUACACGGAUGACAUCAGCCGGGCCUGCCUCUUUGUCCCCUCCAUCGACGUCCUGAACCAGAACCCCCUUCGCAUCAAGGAGACGGCACAGGCUCUGGCCCAGCUUUCCAGGUGGGAUCGAGGAACAAAUCACCUGCUGUUCAACAUGUUGCCUGGAGGUCCCCCAGACUACAACACUGCCCUGGAUGUCCCCAGAGACAGGGCGCUGUUGGCUGGUGGCGGCUUUUCUACCUGGACUUACCGGCAGGGCUAUGACGUCAGCAUUCCUGUCUUCAGCCCACUGUCAACUGAGGUGGCUCUCCCAGAGAAAGCACCAGGUCCACGGCGGUACUUCCUGCUGUCGUCUCAGAUGGCCAUCCAUCCUGAGUACAGAGAGGAACUGGAAGCCCUCCAGGCCAAACACAGAGAGUCAGUGUUGGUCCUGGACAAAUGCACCAAUCUCUCGGAGGGGGUCCUUUCCGUCCGCAAGCGCUGCCACCAGCACCAGGCCUUCGAUUACCCCCAGGUGCUGCAGGAGGCUACUUUUUGUGUGGUCCUUCGAGGAGCUCGGCUGGGGCAGGCAGUGCUGAGUGAUGUGUUACAGGCUGGCUGUGUCCCGGUUGUCAUUGCAGACUCCUAUGUCCUGCCUUUCUCCGAAGUUCUGGACUGGAAGAGGGCAUCUGUGGUGGUCCCAGAGGAAAAGAUGUCAGACAUGUACAGCAUUCUGCAGAACAUCCCACAGAGGCAGAUCGAAGAGAUGCAGAGACAGGCACGAUGGUUCUGGGAAGCAUACUUCCAGUCCAUUAAAGCCAUUGCCCUGGCCACCCUGCAGAUCAUCAAUGACAGGAUCUAUCCAUAUGCAGCCAUCUCCUAUGAAGAGUGGAAUGACCCUCCCACUGUGAAGUGGACUAGUGUGAGCAACCCUCUCUUCCUCCCACUGAUCCCACCCCAGUCACAAGGCUUCACCGCCAUCGUCCUCACCUACGACCGUGUGGAGAGCCUCUUCCGGGUCAUCACCGAGGUGUCCAAGGUGCCCAGUCUUUCCAAGCUGCUGGUGGUCUGGAACAAUCAGAAUAAAAAUCCCCCAGAAGAAUCCCUCUGGCCCAAAAUCCGUGUUCCCUUGAAAGUUGUGAGGACUGCAGAAAACAAGCUGAGUAAUCGUUUCUUCCCUUAUGAUGAAAUUGAGACGGAGGCUGUCCUGGCCAUCGAUGAUGACAUCAUCAUGCUGACCUCUGAUGAGCUGCAGUUUGGUUAUGAGGCUCUCUCACUGAACCUGAAGCCUAGCCAACAAGCUCCCUGGACCCACAUGUCUCCCCUCCAACGCUGGGGUUACAGCCAUGCUCAGUCAUGCCCAACUUUUACAUAGGGACUGGGAACUUGAACUCUGGUCCCCUUGUUGUUGUUACAGCCAUGCUCAGUCAUGCCCAACUUUUACAUAGGGACUGGGAACUUGAACUCUGGUCCCCUUGUUGUUGUUACAGCCAUGCUCAGUCAUGCCCAACUUUUACAUAGGGACUGGGAACUUGAACUCUGGUCGCCUUGUUGUUGUUACAGCCAUGCUCAGUCAUGCCCAACUUUUACAUAGGGACUGGGAACUUGAACUCUGGUCCCCUUGUUGUUGUUACAGCCAUGCUCAGUCAUGCCCAACUUUUACAUAGGGACUGGGAACUUGAACUCUGGUCCCCUUGUUGUUGUUACAGCCAUGCUCAGUCAUGCCCAACUUUUACAUAGGGACUGGGAACUUGAACUCUGGUCCCCUUGUUGUUGUUACAGCCAUGCUCAGUCAUGCCCAACUUUUACAUAGGGACUGGGAACUUGAACUCUGGUCCCCUUGUUUUAACAGCACGUACUCUGACCCACAGACUUGGGCCCCAGCCCUCAUUCUCAAGUUUGGAUGUGUUGUAUUUCUGCUAGCGUGAAGUUCAAAUUACUAUGUGACUUCCUUUGACUUAUCUUCUUUGAUCCUUCGUAGGUCCAUAAAAGCACAUUGCUUGCUUCUGUCACAUUUUAAAGUAACUUUUUUUCUCUUGUUCCUGGUUUUAUACAACUGGGCUGAGAGACCCUCUACUUGGAAAUGCCUUGAGACUGGCUUAGCAUAAAGCCUGUGUUGUUAAUGUUCUGGGUGCACCUGGGAGGAAGGCUGAUUCUGCAUUUGUGAAUUCAGUAUUUACCGAAGCCAGCUGGUUAGGUUAGGCACCCCAGUGCUUCAGAUGCACACAAUCAAAAGUCCCUUGCCCAUUCUCCUAUGAAAGCAGCAUCUUCAUUUCUAUUUUUUUCUAUAGCCCUUGAGUUUGUAGUAGUUUAAUUCAUUAUCCUAGCUUAAGCCCCGCCCCCCAAAUAGCUAAAACACCAUAUUGACUAUGUGAGAGUCAAAGAGACAAUGUGCCAGAGGCCCUUUUACUGUCAUGCCAAAGACACUGUAGAAAAAACCCGUGACAGUGAGGUCUCCCCAUAGGGAAUCCAUGCUGAUGGAGAAGCCAGCAGCCCUGAGGCUUCUAGGGUUUUUGCCUGUUUGUCUGGAGACAGAGCCCUAGACCAAACGACUUCCUGCAGCCCCUAAGGGCUCAGAAGUGCAGGUAAACCAAGCUGACUCCACAUGGGAUCAUGCCAAACUGCUGGGCAUGAAGAGUAACAUCUGGAGCAAUCCUGUGGCACUCAGACCAGCCGCACAUGAGUUGGAUGUAGAGGGGAGGAUGCCCAGGUUAUGCUAUUAGAGACAGAGUAGUCUGGGGUGACCCAGGGCCUGCUUUGUUCAUGGUUCUGACAGCACCUCUGCUGAGGUGUCACAUGCAGACCCAGUGCAUGCCGAAGAGCUAGACAUCUUGAUUGACAGAGACCUUUGUGAAGGAAGCUUCACACCAUGCUUAUGGGUUAUAGGGCAAACUACAGGCCAGCUCAUAGAACACACACUUUCCAAAGACACAAUAAAGAUUCACAGUGAAUCUCCCUGUACUAUUAGCUUGGAAACCAAGUGUAAACUCUGCAUCCCUUUCCAAGAGGAAGUUUGUAGAGCCCUGCAGUACUCUGGCCUUUGCCAAAUCUUAGCACAAGUAGGUGAUAUAAGCACACAGAUGAGGCUUCGUACACCAGUUAUGACCCAGCCCCAACCUCACAUCUCAUCUGGGGAGAGGCUCAGAUCUCUGUGUGUCACAUACCCUGCUAGCCCUUCUAGUUCUGCUCAGAAGAAUCCCAGUGAGGAUGUGAAGGGACCUCAGAGACCACCCUAUCCCUUCGUGCUUUGCUGCCAAGGGCCUGGAGAACUAUAGAGAAGUCAAUUUACGUCUUUAAGAUGUUAAAUGCACAUUGACUGUGUAACACUUUGCGGUACAGAGUAAGGUCUGGGGAAUGAGGCCAGGCCAGUUUUCCUUCCAGUCCUGUGACCUGAGUGCACAGACAUUUGGAUCCAGUGCUAGAUGUAAUCAUUUCCUUGGAAGAAAGCAUGGGUUAUUUGCCUGUCUUGGUGGGGUCACUUUCCCUCUUGGAAGGCAAAGGGCCCUGGGAAACUUUCCCUUUCCUCUCCAGCCCUGAAGUCAGGAGCCAGAAAUGAUCCUCUCUGGCCCUUCGUGUUUCUGACUUGUUUGACAAGCUCUAGUGCGCUACCAGAUGGGAGAUUCCUUUCAGCCUGGGAUAAUUUAUUUAUCUGUUUAUGUAUUUUACCAGGAAAGUAUCUAUUCAGUUCUUGAUACUCAUUUGCGAGUGACUCCUGGGGGAACAGUAGCAGUGUAUAAUGUUACUUGGAUGUUUGAUUUUUUUUCCCCCCAAGUCUGUCUACUUUUAUUUCAGACACUAAAAAGCAGGGAAAUAAAAAGCAACUUAUUCCUACUCCCCUCCCCCUCCUCUAAGAGACAGUUUAAAACAUGUGGUUGAAAAUGAGCCGUGGAGACUUGGCUGAGUGUGCGGACCUGUGGAUUUAUUUUUCCUUUCAUACUUUGAUCCACAUUUCCAACCAUAAAAAAUUAUUAGUGGCACUUAAGUGUUGGACAUUUUUCACCUGAGAGAGGUGAAACACUCUUGGAUAAUGAUGUUGGCUAUAAAUAUAGAGUUAGGACUUCAUGCGGGAGUGGGAAGGAACAGAGCGGCUGUGUGUUGUCAGGCAUGGAUGCUGAUGCUCGGACAUCCAGAGGUGGCAGAGGCUGCUCGGGCCUCUUGGGUGCUAAUAAAUUGUGAGAACUUAUUUACAUUAUUUUGUUCACAGCUGCCCAAGGUAAUAUCAAUUACGUAUUUUCAAAAAAUCACAGAAGACAGCAAAAUAUCAUGGCUUACCCCAUUCUCUUCUCAUAACACCGUCUCCAACUGUGUUUUCUUGAUUUAGGAGUCAUCUAGAGCAAGGCUUCAAAGUGAGAGUGAGUGUGAGCAGCAGAGUGGGCCUAGCAGUUUUGUUAACAAUGGACGUCAGGUUAGUUAGACAGUAGAGGACCAGCUGAGGGAGACUCCGAGGCUAACAGGAGAGUCUCUUGGGAGGUGUGUGUAAAAAGAAGUUGAUCUCAGGAUAAAUUUGUGGUGACAGAGACUGGGGACAGGAGAACAAGUGAGACCCAGGUGGUGAAAGUCCAAAGGCAGUGUUGGAAUGAUUGGAGAGCCCAGGAGAAGAACAGGGCACACUCACCCAGAGCAUGGACUUAAUGAGUGAUGGGGGACUUGGCUAAUUCAAUUUGUCAGAGAUGGUGUGACGUUUAUAUUUUAAACAGAAUUUGUAAAAUACAGCCAUCUAUAUGUGCAUCCAGGGGCAGCAAGAGAGAGGAUCCAAUCUGUGGUUCUAAAUAAAUUCUGGUUUUUCUCUUCUCGUUAUAAUAACUACAGAUGGUAACAGUCCACCCUAGAAUUAGAUUCUGUUGUCACUGCCAUUCAAAGUGAAGAGAUAAUGUAAAAAAGAAAGUAUAAUCUCUCUAUCCUUGUGUUGGUCCACCUAGAGUGUUGGUCUGUCCUGGUGGGUCUCACAGAUGCUGGAUCUGGGAACAAAUGAAUGCAAAGUGAGUCUUGGCAAAGUGAGUCUUGGACUCCUGUCAGGCAUGUGGUCCUCUGCCUUCUGCUUACCUCCCUAGGAAUCCCAGUCCUAGUCUGGAGAUGUAUCCAGCCAGGCUUGUUGGAGAUCCAGGGAACUCUAUAAAAAGAUUUUUCUUUAUGACACAUACUCCUGUGGGCUCUGGGCAAGCUCAGCCUUUGAGUUAUCUAGGGCCCUGCAAAACUCGGUUUUUAUAUAGCCGAGACAAAUAUGAAGGGAUCCAUAAAGGAAUGGAAAUAGAGGCUGUUUCUUCUCAGCUGACUAUGACAAUGACCAUCAAGAGACAGAGUGGCUGUGGUGACCCACAGACACCUUGUCCUUCGCUCAUAUCAGUGAGUUCAACAGAACACCAAAACUGCUAGCUGUCUGUGGAGAUGAUGAGGAUGUUGACAGUCCUUGUGAAGGAGUAGGAAGUCUCAAGACCCUCCCCUGAGAUUGAGGUCACCACUCCCUGCCCCAGCUACCAUGAUCCUGGGUACUUGAAUAUGCAGGAGGUGGGAGGUUGACUGGUGGGUGGGACUUUUCAACAUUGCGGCUGUCAGUUAUCCCCAGGCAACUCCCCCAAGAUGGCCUUGGCAGAAGCUUUCUUUGGUCUAUCAGCCAAAUCGGCCAGCCACAACACUCGGGUGAGUAGACCGCACACAACAGGGCGUGCACCACAGUGGCUGAAUAAUCUGGGUCCUGGAGACAUCACGGGCUUUGGUGAGAAUCAGCACCUGAGAUUUCCAGUCCUUGGCUCUUGGCUGCCUCCGAUUCCUGAGCUUUCUCAGGGUCUGGCCAGUAGUGACUGGUUGGAUGGAGAGCAGUUGUCCUCUUCCUGAUGAUGGUGGCAGUCACAGGAUCCCAUCAUGGCUCCUUUUCCUGAGCCUGUACAUAACAUCAGUACUGUAUUGAAAAGGAUGUCUGUCUGCCUGUCUGAUGAUCUGUCUGUCAUCUGAUUAUUACUUUUCUUAAAUGCCCUAAGAAUCGCUGUCACCCACUCUCUUGUCUUCAGCCGACAGUGUGGCCAAGUGGUCCUACCUGAGAGUCUGCACUUCCCCGGGCAGACAGGGGAGACAGUGGUGAGAGGCAAGUAAUUGUUUGGAGGACCUGUCCUUUCCACAGUGUCUCCAGCUCCUGGUGUGCAGCCUGCAGACCUGUUCACCCUGUCCUGUCUCCAGCUUGCAUUGAUUUAUACCUGCAGGCCUCGUGAGACAGGAGGGAAAACAGCUCAUGUGUGCAGCCAGAGCUGUGAGCACUGCUGAAAGAAGAUCCAGAGACAAGCCAGAAGCUGAGGAGGUGCUGAGAGACACUGUGGCGUGGCUUGACCUUGCCAAGCCCUUCUGACGCACCCAGGCCCCACCGGAGAAUAAGUCAAACAAAUAUUAAGGGGAGGAAAUGGAAUAUGUAUGUUGAACAUUGAAAUAACAGCCAACCAUUUGGAAAAGCACCCAGAUGGGAAUUAUAGUGGAGUGGCACUGUCUUCCCACUGAGCAAAUGAAAGCAUGUUCAGAAUGUGUUUACAUAACCAUUAAUGAAACAUCACUGGGAGACUAUCCCUGUCCCAAGGAGGAGGACCCAUACUUGUACGGCAGGUCUCCUUAUCCUCGGUGUCUCCUCUCAACACACUCAUAAGGGAGGCAGGUUAGUGAAUGCUGGGCAGGGCUGGUGAAGCAGCUCUGCCCUUUCCCUGGGCAGUCCUAGGCCUCCAUCACUAGUGCUCAUGGUGUAGGAAGGCCAUUUUAAAGAGGUGUUGCAUGUGUGAUGCUUGAAUGACCACCACCACCCCACCUCAUUGAGCAGGAGCUGUCUGCAGUGAUACCCAACCCUGAGCAGAUCCAUGUGUUCAAGGGCUGUUGUCCCAGGUCUGCCUGUUGUCUCAUUGAGAUUGAUCACAGGGAACUCGGGCCCUUCUGGACAGAGCUUCAGACUCUGGCUAUGGUCUCUAGAUGGGAGGGACUUCUCUUCCUGGACCACUUGUCUGCCUUGAUAGUGAUGGCGAUAUUGAACCCAGGUGCAUGGGCAGGAUGUGGUGCAGGACAGGGGACGUGAAAAGCCACCUAGCACUAGGCCCUGAACCGCCCAGCUCCCCAUGAGGGCAGCGUCCAGAGCUCCCAGGAAGCUUGGGGUUUCCCAAACAUGAGACCAUGCCGUCCAUUGUCAGAGCACACUAUAGCCUGCUAAGGUCUGUAUCUAAGACAGGCUUGUGAUCCUUGUCACACCAGACACCAUGUGAAGGAAGGAGGACAACACUGAAAGGUUCAAAGUGGCCCCUGCCCUUGACAAUGCCGAAACUGUGGAAUGAGUCUCUAGAAAGCAGGAUGCGCUCGCCAGCCUGAUACAUACAGCUUACUUCUCAGAUCAUAUUUACUUCUCGGUGCCUGGAAAUUGGUGCCUAGGGUUCUCAUUAAUCAUGGUUGCUGUGUAUUUGCUACUAUCUGCUGGCUGGUUUAGAUCAAGACUUGGCAACCUUUGAAAGUCAUAUUUCUUGGUUCCCCAGUAGCCUUUGGGUUGGGCUGAGGAUUUGAGGGUUUGGGCGGAGGUCAUAAUCACACGCUGACACUCAGCUCUUGGAGGGGAAGGAAAAGGACACUUCUCACAGCCAGAGCCACCAACCACAUGUGCAGCAGAGAUGCCGGGCUUGAUGAUAAACAAACCGUGGCGGUAGUGGUCCCUUCAGCAGGAAUUGUGGCGCCUUUUUCAACGGCUCUCUGCCUAAACUCCUGGCUCAUAGUAAGUACUUAUAUAGUAAAUACUUGCAGGACGACUGGAGUUGAGGUUUGGACAUUGAAUUGACUUCCUGUGAGUAGAAUUAUAAAGAACCGUUGGACUAAAAUGUUCCCAUAAUCCCUGUGCAGUGGAGUGUUGGUCUUCUAUCUACCAGCCAGUGAACAAAUGGCAGAGAGGAAUUUUUUGCUGUACUUACCAGGCUGUGAGCAAUGAGGAUCUAAAUCUCAACUUUAUAAUUAACUUUCGUCCUGUAGAAUGAAACCUUCGAAAUUUCUUCAGGUCCCUGCUUCCCUGUCUGUCCUCAACCCACAAGUCCCGUUUCUGCCCUGGUAACCUCCUCAGCCCUUCCCGACAGCCUCACUUCCUAGGGUCCUUGGCUGUCUAAUGGACAUGCCACUGGAUUUUCCCCUGCAAGCUCCAUGUCAACAAGACGCCUUAUUUUGUACCCUCUCCCUGAAGUAUGGGACACUUCAGGAUCCUCUUGGGACAGGCUGGAUUUUGACAAAAGGUACAGGUGCAAUGCCAGGAAGAGGCAGAGCCUUUCAGAGACAGUUCUGGAAAGUUGGGCCCUCCACAAGCAGAGGUUUGACUUAAACUUUACACCCUCUACAAAAUUAGCCCAAAGCAAAUCACACACUUAAAUAUAAAGCACAAAACUGGGGUGGGGGUGGGGGUGGGGGUUCAGGUUCUAGGAGUUCGCAGAGAGAUCUGAGCUUGACAACAAAAGGUCAGUCCAUAAAAGGACAAAUUGGUAAAUUAGGCCUUUUCAAAAUAAAAAUAUUUUGCUCUUUAAAAGACAUUGUAAAGAAGAUGAAAAGACAAGCUACAGACUAGAGAAAAUAUUUGUAAACCACAUGUCCAACAAAGAAGUAAACAUCUCGGACAGACAAAGAACUCUCAGAAGUCAGCAGUGAAAUCCCAGCAGUCCAGCCAGAAAGAACGAGGGCAUGGCCAGACUCCCCACUGAGCAGGGAUCACAGGCAGCACGUGGGAGAUGCAGAACACUUAGCCCUCAGCACCGCGCAGAGAGAAUGCAACGGCACACGCAACACACCUUUCAAAAAGUCUAACGUUCGGAAAGAGUGACAGCAGGAGCUGGGAGAUGGCUCAGGAGGUAAAAGUGUGAAGACUGGAGGUGGAUGCCAGCGUCUGUGUAAACCCAGAACCAGAGAAGCAGAGACCGCAAGCUCCCUGGAGCUCUCUGGCCAGCUGGCCUAGCCGGAUCCAUGAGCCUCGGCUUCAGUGAACGCCCCUGUCUCAGAGCAUAGGUGGAGCUCAAAUAAGGAUGCCUAACCUCUGGCAUCCUGCAUGUGCAUGUACAGACAGACAGACAGACAGACAGACGGGAGGAGCUGGAGCUAGGUCCACAGUUAAGAGCACUUGCUGCUUUUCCAGCGAACCUGAGUUUGAUUCCUGGUUCACAGACACCUGCAACUCCAGCUGCUGGGGGCCCUGCACCCCUCUUCUGGCCCCUGGGCACCAGCACACACAUGGCAUACACACACAACACUAUAUAUACACAUAUGAUAUAUAUAUAAUAUAUAUGUAAUAUUAUAUUUUAUAUAUAUUUAAAUAUUUU